This is a messenger RNA of Bombus pascuorum, 2606 nucleotides long. RefSeq lists its product as uncharacterized. Lineage: Eukaryota; Metazoa; Arthropoda; Insecta; Hymenoptera; Apidae. The record is from RefSeq and is a predicted model, not a curated record. The transcript is spliced from 8 exons. Bases 282 to 1805 code for a protein of 507 amino acids.
UAUUUAUUAUUGACAACUAUCAUAAAUCAUAUAAAAAAAACUUGUUACUUGAAAUUACAAAACUAAUAUCAGAUGAUGCAACCGAGGGAAGGAUUUCCUCUCUAACGCAACGUAUUGUCAAAAAAGGUGUAUAAUGUGAAACAGUUGGCAAUCAUUAGUACUAAAAUGGUGCUAUAGUCGGAGACAUUAUGAUACGUAUUUAAUUGCAGAUCGAUCAAAAACAAAUUUUACUAAACGUACAUAUUUUCGAAAAUAAAUGUGACCCUUUAUCAACGUACAGAAUGCAGAUAGUGCAUUUUUCUUGGGGUCUCAUUUGGUACAUUUUAUCUAUUUCUCAAGUUAAUGCUGAUUAUAAUAUUACAUUAACACAUGAUGGCCCUGUAGUAUUAGGUGGAACUAUUACAUUUAAAGCUGAUAUCUUUUAUAAUGGUAUAAGACCAUCAGAAACAUUUAGAUAUAAAUGGAGUGACAAUGCAUUAACUCCUCAUAUAUACGAGACAGGGGCUAUAUCAAAUACAACAACAUAUUGGAAUUUAAAUAUUGCCCAUGAAAAUUAUACAAUUGGAAAAUAUGAAGUUGAAGUAGUGGUUUAUAAAUAUGUCGUGUUUUGGUGGCAGGAUGUUACAAGUGCCCGUACCGAGUUUUAUGUAACUCAAUCUUUCAAUGGAGACAUCAAAGUUAUACAGCCCAACAAAACAUCAAUGGAUACAUAUGUCUCUUCAGCAUCUGAAGCAAACAUGACAAUAAAUAUAAGAAAAGGAGAUAUGGAUUAUUUGAUGAAAGCCACAUCAGUAUCAAUUUAUUGGUUUAUAGAUUGCAGAUAUUUUGGUCAAACGAAUGACUUAAAUUUCCUCUAUAAUUUUACAACUCCUGAUACAUCACAUGUGUUAGAAGCUUUGAUCGUUGCAUCAUACGAUUCACCAACAACAACUGUUCCACCUACUACAACGGUUCUACCAGUAACAACAACAAUUACUCCUUCUAGUAUAACUGUGCCAAAUGUUACAAUAUCAAAUACUACAACAGAAGAUGUGGUAACUACUACCAUAUCUAGUAAAAGCAUAACUGCAAAACCAAUAUUAAUAUCUACAACAAUACCUAUACCUCUAAAUAAUUCAGAAAAUGUCAGUAUUUACAAUGUAAAUAUUUCUUUACCUUAUAUUUGUUCCAACUCUUCGAUAAUUCCACCAGAUCCUAAUAAAACAUAUGGGCACUUCACUAAAAAAAUUGAUGUUCGUGCACCUAUAAUGAAUAUAUCAGUAGAGGGUACAAAUUGGAUUCAACCAUGGGAUAUGUUAUCUCUUAAUGUAACAUGUAAAGGUUCAGGACCUUUUAAUAAGUGCCUUUAUUUUCAUAGAGGAAAGUAUAAUGUUACAGGAAAUGAAACAUGCGAUACAGAAGAUAAUCUUUAUUCUUGUAAUUUCUCCAUCAUACAUUAUUUCUUAGAACCUAGCAUAUAUACAAUAUUAAUUAUAUUAGAUAAUGAUGUCAGCAAACAAAUAUAUCCCUUGACAAUAAAUAUUUAUAAAGUGACAACAAAGCCACAGUUAUCGGUGAUUGUGGUACCUGUUUCUUGUUCUCUUGCUGCUGCGGUACUCAUUAUUUUUGGCAUUGCAUAUUACAUACAAAGUAAAGCAAGAUUUACAGUGGAAGUUGCAGAUUUUGACUUUGGUCAAAAUAAUCCAGAAAUGGAGUAUAAAACAUUUACAGAACGUUUAAGAGAUUCGAUCAAUAACGCUAUAAGGCCAGGAAGCAAACGGAUAAGUGGUUACAAACCUCUUAGUAAUUCUCAAACUAUUCAGUGAUGUUUAAAAUGAAGAAAAAAGUAUUGGAAUUAUCAAGUAUUUGGAUUAAAGACUAUGAGAGAUUGAACAAGUGAAGAAGAUGCUAAACGAAUGCUAAAAGAUGCUAAAUGAAUUACAAGAAGAGUUUCAGAAUUAAUGUAUCUUACGACAUUUUUAAAUAUCAAAUAAUUUAAUCAGGAAGUUAUUAAUAUUAUAUUCUUAAUAAUGCGAAUUUAUUCAUUCCAAGGAAUUUAUAAACGAAAUUAAAAUUGUAUAUAGAAUAAAUAAAUAUUGUAUAUAUAGGCUGUGUACAUAGUAUGCAAUGAGAUAUUGCUUUUGAUGUUUUGCGGAAAUGAUGUUAUAAUAUUAAUUUAUAAUAUUUUUUCUAGAAUUUUAACAUUGUGAAAUUUUAUGUAACACAUUUUUUCUACUUUUAAUGUGUUUAACUUCGGGUUACUGGAUUCAUGUACUACUUAACUCAUACAUUACAAGAAAAAUAUUGGUAAGCACGUAAUUAUAUAAGUAUGUAGAUUAUCAAUUACAAAAGCGUGAUAAACAAAAAGAUAUAAUACUUAUUUGAAUGAUACAUCUUGUAAUGCGAAUUUUUCGUACGUGUAUGUGCUUUUAUACAUAUACAUGCAAUUUGCAUAUACGUAUAUAGUAUUAAAUUUAAUUACCCAGAUAUAUGAAAGUAUUUCAAUAAGUUAUUUAGUUGAAACUACUUAUAAAAAAAAUUGUUAUGUUAGAUUGCGAUUUCAAUAAUUCAGUCAUAAAGUAACCUACUAAAUAGUAUUUAAUAAAUAAAAAUGUUCUUGUAAUGAA